Messenger RNA from Magnusiomyces paraingens, 1245 nucleotides. RefSeq lists its product as uncharacterized. The record is from RefSeq and is a predicted model, not a curated record. The transcript has a single exon. Lineage: Eukaryota; Fungi; Ascomycota; Dipodascomycetes; Dipodascales; Dipodascaceae. Gene Ontology annotation, molecular function: oxidoreductase activity, acting on single donors with incorporation of molecular oxygen; ferrous iron binding; zinc ion binding. Bases 1 to 1245 code for a protein of 414 amino acids.
AUGUCUCGAUUUGUUUAUCCAUUCAUCACUCUAAUCAUCUCUAUUCUAGUCUACUAUUUUUAUUUCCAACUACCUGCUCAAGUAUCUACUACAUCUUCUCCCAUUACUACCACCCAAGAUACAACCCUUCAAGAACAAGUCAUAAUGUCUACAACAACUACUGCUACUACUGCUGCUACUACUGCUGCAGCCACAGUUGCCAAAAACUUUACCAGUCGUCUAAGACCCUUUUACUUUGUCUCCCACGGUGGUCCUACCUUUAUGUACCGUGAUGACAACUUUGGUGAUGCUGGUGCUUGGGAUGUCGUCACUUCAAUUGGCAAAGAAAUCCUCGCUGACCCACCUAAAGCCCUUGUUGUCAUCAGUGCCCAUUGGCAAGAAGAGUCUGGCUCAAAGUUUGGUGCUGCUUUUGACAAAACUACCUUCCCUACCGUUGGUGUAACAUCUACUGAUGGUGAAAAUUCCCUCAUUUACGAUUUCUACGGAUUCCCCGCUCACAUGUACAAGGAACAAUUCCAUAGCAAGGGGGAUAAGGCCCUGGCCAAGCGCAUUGCCGAAAAGCUUCAGCAACCUAAUGACAAUGAGCCUGGAUUUAACGUCAAGCUCCAUGGUUCUAGAGGCUUUGAUCAUGGUCUUUGGGUCCCCCUGCGUAUUGCUUUCCCUGAACAAAGUAUUAAGGACCGCAAAAAUUAUGUGCCUUUCCCAAUUAUUCAAAUUUCCCUGCCAUCAUCUCCUUAUAAUAUGAGAAGUCAUGCUCCUACUGCUGUGGAGUACGAUACCCAAAUCAGUUUCCGUCUCGGCCAGUUGCUUCACGAGCUUCGUGACCGUAAUGGUGAAGACGUUGCCAUUGUCUGCUCAGGAAUGUCCGUUCAUAACCUUCGUGAUCUCUUUUCAAUGGGUGGUCGUGUAGCUCCAUAUGCUUCCAAGUUUGACAAGGAACUCAAGGUUGCAGUUGAAAAGGGACCCACCGAAGGUAUGCUUGAUCGUUUGACAGCCCUUUUCAAGACCCCAAUUACCAAGUCUGCACACCCAACCCUCGAACAUUUGCUUCCUAUUGCUGUGGCUGCUGGUGUUGAUUCUGUUUUCAAGCCCGAAGGUACCACCUUUGAUGAUUCCUUGACCAAGGUUCCUGAAGCUCCAGCCGACCCUGAUGUUCUUGGACCAAUUGAUUUUAAACCCAAGCAAUUGUACUCUAACACACUCUUAAGUUUGGCCUGGGGAAUUUUCAAGUUUGGUCGCAACUAA